CUUCUUCUUGAAAAGCUUUUUUUGUUUUGUUUUGAGUGACGCGUAGAGAUGGGGAACACGUAUUGUCUCCUCGGUGGAUGUAUUGAUCAAGCGAGCGUCGGUGUGGUUGAACGUUGGGGUCGAUUCGAGCAUAUAGCUGAGCCAGGUUGUCAUUUCUUUAACCCUCUCGCUGGUCAAUGGCUUGCCGGAGUUUUAUCCACUAGGAUCAAUUCUCUUGAUGUCAAGAUUGAAACCAAAACUAAGGAUAAUGUGUUUGUGCAGCUGGUUUGUUCGAUUCAGUACCGUGUAGUGAAAGCUAGUGCUGAUGAUGCGUUUUAUGAGCUUCAAAACCCUAAAGAGCAGAUCCAAGCUUAUGUCUUUGAUGUGGUUAGAGCUUUGGUCCCAAUGAUGACGCUAGAUGCUCUUUUUGAACAAAAGGGUGAAGUUGCCAAGUCUGUUCUUGAGGAGCUUGAGAAGGUGAUGGGUGCUUAUGGAUACAGCAUUGAGCACAUUCUAAUGGUUGACAUUCUUCCUGAUCCUUCUGUGCGCAAGGCUAUGAACGAAAUCAAUGCAGCCCAAAGGCUCCAGCUCGCGAGUGUUUACAAAGGAGAAGCAGAGAAGAUUCUCCAAGUGAAGAGAGCUGAAGCAGAAGCGGAAGCCAAAUACUUAGGCGGUGUCGGAGUGGCUAGACAGAGGCAGGCAAUCACGGACGGAUUGAGGGAGAACAUAUUGAACUUCUCUGACAAAGUAGAAGGCACAUCAGCCAAAGAAGUGAUGGACUUGAUCAUGAUCACACAGUACUUUGACACUAUAAGAGACCUUGGAAAUUCCUCAAAGAACACAACAGUGUUUCUUCCUCACGGUCCAGGACAUGUGAGGGACAUCAGUGACCAGAUACGCAAUGGUAUGAUGGAGGCGGCUAGUGCUCAGGUUAGCGAAGUCUAAAGGAAGAUUCACUUUGGGGUUGUGAAUUGAGUUUGUUUCUUUGGCUUUCUCAGAUUAUGGUUUAAUUUAUGUUACACCAGUGUGACUUUGUUGGAUUUUGCCUCUCUUUAUUUUUUAUGGUUUUUAUGGUGGUAUUAUUGUUAUUGCAGUAUAUAUAAUAACCCAAAGUACUUGAACUCUUAUGAAGAGGAACAUAAGAAAGUUGAGCCGACGGGCGCCAUAUGUGGGUUUUAAUUC
Camelina sativa (false flax) is the source of this 1161-nucleotide messenger RNA. RefSeq names its product hypersensitive-induced response protein 4. The record is from RefSeq and is a predicted model, not a curated record. NCBI's taxonomy places the organism in Eukaryota, Viridiplantae, Streptophyta, Magnoliopsida, Brassicales, Brassicaceae.